Messenger RNA from Zasmidium cellare ATCC 36951, 1848 nucleotides. RefSeq lists its product as uncharacterized. Gene Ontology annotation, biological process: transmembrane transport. The record is from RefSeq and is a predicted model, not a curated record. Lineage: Eukaryota; Fungi; Ascomycota; Dothideomycetes; Mycosphaerellales; Mycosphaerellaceae. The transcript has 5 exons. The coding region runs from base 1 to 1848 and encodes 615 amino acids. Gene Ontology annotation, molecular function: transmembrane transporter activity.
AUGGGCGUCCUCGACAACCUCCGCCACCGCCAGGCCAGCAUCGAGCAUGGCGCCGCCCCGGCCAACACCGCCGGCCUGAGCGGCGACGACUUCAAGAAUAAGGAAUUCGUCGGUGAUGUCGAGGCGUCCGGCUCCGACAGCGACCGACUCAGCAUCGAGGCCAAGAACGAGAAGGAGGUCCAGCAGCACCCGGACCAGGUCACCGACGGCGCUCAGCGCGGUAUUCAGAAGGCUGAGGCGGCGGCGUUGGUUUGGAGCAAGAAGGCCAUCUUCGCCAUUUAUGCAUGGAUCUGGCUGUGCUACUUCAUGCUCGCCUUCCAGCAGGGCGUGCAGGGCUAUGUCACCGUCUACGCCUACUCCACCUUCAAAACUGCCCCGGCCAUCAACACCGCCGUCAUCCUCGCCCAGAUCAUCGGCGGCAUCCUGCGCCUCCCCAUCGCCAAGUUGAUCAACGUCUGGGGUCGUGCUGAGACGUUUGCCCUGUUUGUCGGCUUCUACCUGCUGGGUAUGAUUGUUUUGGCUUCCAGCAGUGGUCCUGACUCGUACGCCGCUGGAUAUGUCCUGUACUGGAUUGGCUACGACGCCAUCUACCUCAUCCUCGACAUCUUCAUCGCCGACUCGUUCGGCCUGCGCAACCGAGCCCUGGCCUUCGCCUUCGCCUCCACCCCCUUCAUCAUCACCGCCUUCACCUCAUCCCUCGCCGCCGAGUCUUUCCUCUCCAACCAAAUCACCGGCGCCGGCUGGCGAUGGGGCAUUGGCACAUUCUGCAUCACCAAUUUCGUCGUCUUCGCCCCACUUUCCGUCGUCUUCUGGUUCUACACCCGCAAGGCCAUCAAAAUGGGCGUCUACAAGCCCAGUGAUAGUGGCCGAACCACCCUCCAAUCCAUCUGGCACUACUUCCAUGAGUUUGGUGUCCCCGGUGCUCUCAUCCUUAUGGCCGCCUUCUGUCUCUUCCUCCUCCCCUUCUCCCUCCAAACCUACGGCCGCGCCCCCUACGACUCGGCCACCUUCAUCGCCAUGGUCAUCAUCGGCUUCCUCCUCUUCUUCGUCUUUGCUGCGUGGGAGAAGUGGUUCGCCCGUGUGCACUUCAUCCGCUAUGACCUCUUGAGGGAGCGCACCGUUCUUGGAUCGUGCAUGCUCGCUCUGGUCUUGUACAUGGCGUUUUACGGAUGGGACCUCAAUUAUUACAACUACGUCCUCGUCGACUUCGCCCUCCCCGUCUCCCUCGGCGGCUACAUGAACCAAAUCUACAACGUCGGCUCCUGCUUCUGGUCCUGCCUCAUCGGCGUCUUCAUCUACUACACCAAACACUUCAAGUGGCUCGCCUUCGUCUCCGGCCUGUGCUUCAUGCUGCUCGCGAACGGCCUGCGCAUCUACUUCACCUCCUACAACGCCCACAUCGGCUACAUCAUCAUGGUCCAGAUCUUCAACGCCUUCGCCGGCGGCACCAUCGUCAUCUGCAACGAAAUGGCCGUCAUGGCCGCCUCCGACCGCGAAGGUGUCCCCCUCAUGCUGUCGAUGCUCUACCUCUUCAAUGCCGUCGGCGGCGCCAUCGGCCAAGCCGUCUCCGCCACCAUCUACUCCAACACCUUCCCGCAAGCCCUCCGCCACGUCCUGCCCGAAGAUCGAUGGAACAAGGUGCCAGAAUUGUAUGCCGGCGGUUACGUCACCCAGAUCAUGUUCCCGCCUGGCACCAUCGAGCGUGAGGCGAGCGAUUAUGCGUGGAGACAGACGCAGUACUAUGGCAGUAUCUUCGCGACGUGUGUGCUGGUGCUGGGGAUCCCGGCGAUUCUGCUGUGGAAGAACUACCGCGUGGAUAAGAAGCAGAAUAAGGGUACCGUCUUGUAA